This is a messenger RNA of Equus quagga, 3578 nucleotides long. Its product is annotated as transmembrane protease serine 2-like. Lineage: Eukaryota; Metazoa; Chordata; Mammalia; Perissodactyla; Equidae. Gene Ontology annotation, biological process: protein autoprocessing. The transcript has 11 exons. Gene Ontology annotation, cellular component: membrane. Gene Ontology annotation, molecular function: serine-type endopeptidase activity; protein binding. The record is from RefSeq and is a predicted model, not a curated record. Bases 880 to 2193 code for a protein of 437 amino acids.
ACCUCCUGUCCAGGGCCUCGCCAGGACCUCCGGGCUGCAGAGACCUUCCCUCUUCCGUUAACUCUCCAGUUACCAGCUUUGCCUGAACCGCCCACGGUGGUCUUUCAAGCCAGGCUUCUCUGUACUAUUUCUUGCCUGUGUGGUGUAUUGAUGUAGCAACUUGAAUAAACGGUAAGCUCCCGAUGCAGGGUAAAUGAUCGAAGCUUUCUUUGCCAUACAGUUGCCCAGAUACAGCAAGCCAUGUUGCAGACGCUCAGUGAGUGUUUUGUGGCUCGUGGAUGAAGUGGCCGGUGUGCUUAUUGCCCAGAAGCUCUUGGCUCUAACAAUCUUGUGGAGCUUGUGUGUCCUUCGAUCCCGCAUCUUUCUUACCCUCUCAUUCAUCUCUUCUUUGCAUUUGGUCUCCUUCCUCUCCAGACCCCCUCUCGGCUUUUCAUGCAGGCUAGUUUAAGUGUUAAGAGCUACCUGGUACAAUUGGGACACCAGUGGACUUGUACAACCAGUGCUGGAACCAGGACAGUGGCUGUACCGAUGAACAUUUUCAUUGAUAAUGUUUUUAUUUGAUUUUGUGAGAUAUGCGUACAUGUAAAUACAACUUGUGCAGUUAAAGAUUAAUAUUGAAGUGAAUUUCCCUGUGCCCACCACCACAUCAUAAAUAAUCGAGAUGAAUGACACCGGCACUACGUCUGCCCCUCCCCAGACCUUGCCCGCUCUGAACGAGAGCUAUGACUCUCAUAAUUCUGCCCCAAUGCUUGCCUCUGCCUCCCUCACCCUUCAAAAGUGGCUCGUCCAUCCUUCCUUCUCUCCAUCAGCUGCCUCUGCUCAUGUAAUACAUAUGCAUCUUAAAGUUUGGGUUUAAGAACUGAAGGUCAACAACCUGUGAUGCAAAUAGUUGACACUCGAAACUGCAGGGCCGAAUCAACAACAGACUACGUUGAUAAUGAGGAAGAGACUAAGAAAGUGCUGUGCAUCCUCCUCAACCUGGGGCUCCUGCUCGUGGCGCUCGUGGUGGCCGCCAUCCUGCUCUGGAAGUUCGUGGAGAACAAGUGCUUGGGGUCCCGGAUAGAGUGUGGCAACUCAGGAAUCUGCAUCAGCGCCUCCCAGUGGUGUGACGGGAUCCUGCACUGCCCCAACGGGGAGGACGAGAACCGGUGUGUUCGCCUGUAUGGACCGAACUUCAUCCUCCAGGUGUACUCGUCUCAGAGGAAGUCCUGGCACCCCGUGUGUGAAGACGACUGGAGCGAGAGCUACGGGAGGGCCGCAUGCCGUGACAUGGGCUAUGGGAAUAGUUUUUAUUCCAGCCAAGGAAUAAAGGAUGACAGCGGGGCCACAAGCUUUAUGAAGCUGAACACAAGUGCCGACAAUAUCGAUCUCUAUAAAAAACUGUACCAUAGUGAUGUCUGUUCUUCAAAAAAAGUGGUUUCUUUACGCUGUAUAGAGUGUGGGGUCUCCUCGAAACAACAGAGCCGGAUUGUGGGCGGGGCGAACGCGGCCCUGGGGGAGUGGCCCUGGCAGGUCAGUCUGCACGUCCAGGAUGUCCACGUCUGCGGAGGCUCCAUCAUCACCCCCGAGUGGAUCGUGACCGCCGCCCACUGCGUGGAGCCGCCGCUUAACAGCCCCCAGUACUGGACAGCCUUCGCAGGCAUUUUGAGCCAAUCUUUAAUGUUCUACGGAAAUGGACACCGAGUGGGAAAAGUGAUUGCUCAUCCGAAUUACGAUUCCAAGACCAAGAACAAUGACAUCGCUCUGAUGAAGCUUGAGGCCCCUCUGACUUUUAACGACAGAGUGAAACCAGUGUGUCUGCCGAACCCGGGCAUGAGGCUGGAGCCAAAACAGUCCUGCUGGAUCUCCGGGUGGGGCGCCACCUACGAGAAAGGGAAAACCUCAGACCUGCUGAACGCCGCCAUGGUCCCCCUGAUCGAGCCCGAGCAAUGCAACAACAAGUUCAUCUACAACAAUCUCAUCACGCCCGCCAUGAUCUGUGCCGGGUAUCUGGAGGGGAACGUCGAUUCCUGCCAGGGUGACAGUGGAGGUCCUCUGGUCACUCUGAAGAGUAGCAUCUGGUGGCUGAUUGGGGACACGAGCUGGGGAUCCGGAUGUGCCCAGAUUAACAGACCGGGAGUGUACGGGAAUGUGACAGUAUUCACAGACUGGAUCUACCAAGAGAUGAGGGUAACUCUCCCGUCCUCCUUCUGACUGAGUUCUUCAACUUGCGGCGUCAAAGCCCAGAUAUCUGCGGGGUGUGGUCCUGAGCUGACUGCUGACCCCCCCUCGGCGGGAUGCAAACUCUGCCUCCCGUGGCCGUGGGUUUGCGUCAGCAUCCUCUUCCCCGUCCCUCCAAGGCCCACCCAUCACUGCUGACCAGCAUCACUUGCCCGCUGCCCCGUGGUGCUUGGAUGAAAAGAUCUGGGGUCCAGGGCUAACUGUGUGGGCUUCCUUGUGCCCUGCUGACCACACUUAAUUCUGGCUCAGCUGGCUCUGUUCACCCACCAAGACCUCAUCGAUGAGUGUGGGCUGAGAGCAGAGCGACGCAGGUCAGCCAGUUGAGUCGUGACGGUGCCCCCUCCUUUUCUGGGCCAUUGAGUGUGCCCUGGGGCGGAGGAGCAGCCGUGCUUCUCUGGUCCAAGGAAAGCCUGGGACGAUGGGAACGGUCCAAGGGUGCCCUGCGGCCCUGCCCUCCCGGACUCCCAACCUGACCGGUACUGCUUAGCAGAGCCCUUUCCUUGGGUGCUGCCCGGACCGUGGUGAGGACCAGCUCUCUGCCCCUCAGGGGCAUCAGGGCUGGCAGCUUUCACAGAUUUCUGCCCCUUCUGGGACUGGGCUCCUGAUGAAAGACAAAGUUCUCUUCUGUCUUCUUUCAAGUCUGCAGAGGCACCCAGUCUGUAGAGGGAGGGUCAGAACCACAGGGCAUCGCCCAACGAGGCUGGCCCGUGUCACCCCCAGAUGGAACCACGGCAACUAUUACCUUCAAGUGACCACAGGGGCAGGCCAGUCUGCACCUGGCCAAGGGCCGGGCACUGGAAAUAGACGACCCCAGCUGCGCUGUGGGGGCCUGCAUGGUGGAGGAAAGCCUGUGGGGUUGGGCGUGCCCGGGAGGGGAAGAUGCUCCAGACACCUCGAGGGAGGCGAGAUAGGCCAAGGGGUGGACUGUCUCUCCAGGACAUGAGAGAGCAGACGGGCACAGUGUGAUGAGCCAGUGGCCCAGCAUGGCCGGAGCGUGGAGCGAAAGGACCGGGUGCAGGAGAGAUGGUGGAGUAGAAAGCAAGGACCAAUUAAACACAAUGUGUUUCAGUGGCUAACACAAGCUUGAUUUUCCCGCACAAAGCUGCGCUAAAUGGCUGGAUCCCACACGCCCCGUUCUCCCUGUUCUCUCUAGGCCUUCGCCCACGCUAUUCUGUCGCCCUGAGCCCCUUCCCCUCCAUUGUCAGCCCCACUCCAGGCCCUUCAUGCCGUAGGAAAACACAUUCCUCUGUCCUGCUGGGCUUGCUGAUUUGGGUGUAAGGGCCUCAUGCCAAUCUAGGAGAGAAAAAUAAUUGUCUGCCUUUGUCUUGAGAAAAUAAUGUCAUUUUUUUUUCCUUUUU